ACCACUUGUCCAUGUAUGGCCCACCUUAUCUCUUCCUCGCUCGCUCCCUCUCUUCCCACCUUAUCUCUUCCUCGCUUGAUCCUUCUCUCCCACGAAGCAGCCACAAGCACCACCGCAAUCCGCACCUUUCGUCCUCGUCGUCGCCCGCUGCGUCGCAGCUCGCGCCCCGGCCACCGUGCAACAUCGCCACACGCAUCGUCGGCAACUCUGCAUCGCAUCAUCUGUCAUGGCCGUCCGUGCUGCAUCGCAGCUUUCGUCCUCGUCGUCGCCCGCUGCGUUGCAGCUCUCGCCCCGGCCGCCGUGCAGCGUCGCCGCACACGUCGCCAGCAAUGCUGCAUCGUAACAUUUGUCAUGGCGCCGGUGCUGCAUCGCAGCUUUCAUCCUCGUCGCCGCCCGCUGCGUCGCAGCUCCCACCCCGGCCACUGUGCUGUGUCGCCGCACGCGUCAUCGGCAAAGCUGCAUCGCAGCAUCUAUCAUGGCCGCCGGUGCUGCAUCACAACUUUCGUCGUCGUCGUCACCCACUCCGUCGCAACCUCUGCCAUGGCCGCUGGCGCUGCGUUGAAGCACCCCGUCGCCGGAAACGUUGCAUCACACCAUCCGCCAUGGUCGCUGGUGCUGCAUCGCAGCUUUUUUCGUCGUCGUCGCUCGCUGCGUCACAGCUUCCGUCAUGGCCGCCGUGCUGCGUUGAAGCACCCGUCACCGAUGAAGCAACAUGGAAGCGGCAUGUGUUCCGAUGGAGCAUCGUCGGCGGCGUCGGGAGCUACGAUGUACCGCUGCCGCACGGAUGUUGUCGCUGCAAUAAGCAAAGUCGGAGGCUCCCCGUGCUCCGAUACGGCUCUCGCCGACGGCUGCAAGAUCGAAGGAGAGAACGGGGCUGAUGUGCGAUGCGUGGAGGAGAUUUUGCGUGUGUUGACCAUUCAAACGAGUUGUUGAUCCGACAAUGUCGUGGGGUUGAUCAAACGGUGAGCAAGGAGGCUUAAUUCUUGCUGGGAUUAGUCGGUUGAUUUGUAGCACUUUGUUAAUUUAUUUUUCCGGUCGUCCGCCUAUAGUGGGACAAAAGAAUUACUGA
Molecule: messenger RNA, 1069 nt
Organism: Hordeum vulgare subsp. vulgare (domesticated barley)
Lineage: Eukaryota; Viridiplantae; Streptophyta; Magnoliopsida; Poales; Poaceae
Exons: 1
Coding region: 16-933 (305 amino acids)
Source: RefSeq, a predicted model, not a curated record